CAGCUAAAAACAAUACAUCUGUGGUCAGAUAUGGUCAUUAUUGUUGCUGACCAUGUCCAGCCAGUGCUGGCUGAAGACUGGACACGUGUUCACACUGAGGACGAGCUAUUCAGGACCCUGUUUGGAGGCUACAGCAAGUGGACGCGUCCGGCGCGAAACAUCACCGAUGUGGUCAUCGUCAAGUUUGGCCUCUCGAUCGCACAGCUGAUAGACGUGGAUGAGAAAAAUCAGAUGAUGACGACCAAUGUGUGGCUAAAACAGGAAUGGACUGACUACAAGCUUCAGUGGAGUCCCUCCGACUUUGACAAUGUGACGUCCAUUAGAGUUCCUUCUGAGCUCAUCUGGGUGCCAGAUAUUGUGCUGUACAACAAUGCAGAUGGAGAGUUUGCCGUCACCCACAUGACCAAGGCCCAUCUGUUUCACACCGGGCGUGUCCGCUGGGUGCCCCCAGCCAUCUACAAGUCCUCCUGCUCCAUUGACGUCACCUUCUUCCCUUUUGACCAGCAGACCUGCAAGAUGAAGUUCGGUUCCUGGACGUACGACCGCGCCAAGAUUGACCUGGAGCCCUUUGAGAAUGCAGUGGACCUGAAGGAUUACUGGGAGAGCGGAGAGUGGGCAAUUGUUAAUGCUGUGGGCACCUACAACACCAAGAAAUACGACUGCUGCCAUGAGAUCUACCCUGACAUCACCUACUACUUUGUCAUCCACCGCCUCCCUUUGUUCUACACCAUCAACCUCAUCAUCCCCUGCCUCCUCAUCUCCUGCCUCACCGUCCUGGUCUUCUACCUACCGUCGGACUGUGGCGAGAAAAUCACACUGUGCAUCUCUGUGCUGCUGUCGCUCACCGUUUUCCUGCUGCUCAUCACGGAGAUCAUCCCUUCCACGUCGCUGGUCAUACCGCUGAUUGGGGAGUAUCUGCUCUUCACUAUGAUUUUCGUCACGUUAUCCAUCGUCAUCACUGUGUUUGUGCUGAACGUUCACCACCGCUCGUCAGCGACUCACACCAUGCCUCGUUGGGUUCGGAGGCUUUUCCUCUCGGCGGUGCCACGCUGGUUGUGCAUGAAGCGUCCAGAGCAUGGUCUCAGGCCUGUAAGGUGA
Molecule: messenger RNA, 1098 nt
Organism: Micropterus dolomieu (smallmouth bass)
Lineage: Eukaryota; Metazoa; Chordata; Actinopteri; Centrarchiformes; Centrarchidae
Product: neuronal acetylcholine receptor subunit alpha-2-like
Exons: 7
Biological process (GO): chemical synaptic transmission; nervous system process; signal transduction
Cellular component (GO): neuron projection; synapse; postsynaptic membrane
Molecular function (GO): transmembrane signaling receptor activity; acetylcholine-gated monoatomic cation-selective channel activity
Source: RefSeq, a predicted model, not a curated record